AAAAGAAUGAAUUCGAUGUGAGUUGGGCAGUGAGGCAACAGCACAGACAGCUUUGUGUGUUAAUUGCCCACAGUGCGCUGGGAGUGGCACAUGCACGUGGAGUGGCAUGGGAAAGUUAGUGUAGUGUAAGAAAGAGAAGUCAACCGAGGAGUGAGUUCCAGUGCUGUUUAAUUCGAGUCGAGUGUUUCGCCUCCUCUCCCCUCAUGGCGUAUGCAGCCUACUACAACUUUGUUUCGCAGCCCAGCCAGGCCACACCGAAACCAGCAGCUCAGGCCUCCACUGUGACGCCUUCUCAAUUUGAGAAGGCAUCAUCAGGAUCCACUAUGGCGGCUUCAAAGCCUGGUGGAGUUACCACAGCGAAAGGUGGCACCACUAGAAGUACUUCCAUCAGGACCGCGGAACAGGGGGUUGCUAAAUCUAAACUCGAGACACCACCUGUCUCCACUAUAAAGUCUUCUACUGCUGCUACUGGAACAGAGGCGACCGCGGCAGCAGCAGCUAAUGCUGCCAUGUCGACAUCUAAAGGCUCGCCCAAAAACACAGCCAAGGUGCAAGUGGAAGUUUUUCCCCAAGCAGAAACAAUCGGGGCCAAAGAGGCACCUCCAGUAGAUCCAUUUGACGCCUUGGCCAGUAUACUCCCACCAGUUGAUCCAGUCACUCCUAAACAACCUAUAUUCACUGGGCCUGAGGUCAAAGAGCAUGACGUCACAUCCGAGGAGGCUCACAAGUGUGGAGAAAGAGACGACACGCUGCCUCCGGGUUACAGAUUUGAAAAUAUGGCUCCACUCCCUGCAGAUGCCAUACCUAAGGAUGUUCCUAAACCACUGAGCACAGAUGAGGCCUUGGAUUCCCUUUCAGUGGGUUUCAUGACGUCAACUGUUCCAACUGCACCCAAAAUGCAGGAGAAAAAAGACAAUGCCGCUGCCUCAUCUGCUGCCCCGUGUUAUGUUGCACCGCCACUUGUGAAGAAAGUUGACGUCCCCGCACCUGAUCCUUGUGUAGCGGUCCGUCCUCCAGCUGAUAAAAAAGCCAAGAUGGAAGUUGAUAACUUUUCGUUGACAGCUGGAAUUCCCAAUGCUCCUGUCAAGAAAGGUGUGUGCGUGGCUCCUCCCCCUGCUGAAGUAGAAACCAAGAUGGACAAAGCUUCUUCUGUUUUUUCUCUGGAGGCCGGGCUGGACACAAAACCUAAAACAGAUGAGGGUGGCUCCAUGUCUCUAGGUGCUCUCAGCGCUCUUGGUGACACCCUGGCAGCACCAGAACCCAAACCAGAACCCAAACUCAGACCUGAGGAUAUUGUCUCGGAGGGUAAACGUAAGAAGGAAGACGCCGUGCGUGUAGGAGAGCGGGAUGACUCAAUUGCACCAGAGUACAGGUUUGAUGAGGAGGAACUCAAGAAAUUGCCUGCUCCUAAACCAGAGCCCACCUUGAACACUAAUGAGGCCCUGGACCUCCUGUCCGGAGACCUCUUGACCUCCUCAGUCGCUCCAGCACAGAAAGCUGAAGUUCCUGCAUUUGCUCCAACUGUCUCUGUGUGUCCUGCUCCACCCACGCCUUCUCAGGGUGGCUCCUUGCCACUGGAUGCACUCAGUGCUCUUAGUGACACUCUGCCAGCGGAAGCACCAAAACCCAAACCCCCCAAGCUCAGACCUGAAGAUAUCGUCUCUGAGAAAAAACACAAGGAGGAAGAGGCUGUGCGUGUAGGAGAGAGGGAGGACUCCAUUCCAUUAAAGUACAGGUUUAAUGAGGAGGAACUGAACAAAAUACCUGCUCCUAAACCUCAGCCCACCUUGAAUACUAAUGAGGCGUUGGACCUUUUGUCCGGAGAAUUCACAAGGUCCUCAGCUGCCCCAGCACAGACCAAAAUAACAUUGUCCGCUCAGGACCUUUUGACUUCAACUAAAUCGUCUGGUGUUCACGCACCUCUCCCUCCUGUGAGCAGAACGACCCCCCAGGUAUCAGAUUGUCCUCCCGUGUUACCACCACAAGGAAAGCCCAAGACUGAUGAGGGUGACUCCAUGUCCCUGGAUGCUCUUGGUGCUCUUGGUGACACGUUGGCAGCACCACAGCCAACACCAGAACCGCCCAAACUAAGACCCGAGGACAUUGUUUCAGAGAAAAAACACAAGGAGGAAGAGGCGGUGCGUGUGGGAGAGAGGGAGGACUCGAUUCCACUAGAGUACAGGUUCUAUGAGGAGGAACUCAAAAAACCGCCUGCUCCUAAACCUCAGCCCAAGAUGAAUACCAAUGAAGCCUUGGACCUUCUAUCUGGAGAUUUAUUGACCUCCUCUGCUGUCCCUGCUGUCCAGGCUCCCAUGGUUUCCUCCUCUGCUGGUCCUGUGCAUUCCUCUGCAGACUUUGCUCUGGAUGCCUUAGCAGGAGACUUUGUUUCAUCCUCUGCUGCUCCCACAGUGAAAUCUGCUGCUUAUGCCCCCACAGAAACUGCCUCAGAGCUUUUUGCAGGAGCAGGCAGUGCCCUGGAUGCUUUAUCAGAAACUCUGAUAACAGAUAUUACCCCUGCCCCUCAGCCAGCCCCAAUUGCUGCCAAAGACAUUGUCAAGGAGAAGAAGGCUGUUGAAGAGAGGCUCAUUAAAAUGGGGGAGAGAGACGACUCUCUGCCACCAGAGUAUAGACCCACCGAGGAGGAUCUUAAGAAAAUGGCUGAAGCUAAGGCUAAUACAGACGCCACACCAAAGAAGACUAUGGACGAUAAGACAGCCUUGGAUUUGCUGUCCAGUGAUUUCGGCACAUCGGAGCUGACGCCACCUGUGCUUGACUCGGAGCCCUUGAAGCCCAUGUCCUGUCCUGUUCCAGACACACUGGCUGGCACCCGCCUUCCCAAUGACCCAACAUUCAAGGCAAAGGCAGGCACAGCCAAGAGCAAGAGCAAGUCAAAGUCUAAAAAACAACACACAUCGGAGUCCCCUGCCGACAACCAGUUCUCUGGCCAGCUAAGCUCAGAUGUCGUACGAACAUCGACACAGCAGGGAAAGAAGAGCUAGACUGCUCACUGUCAGGUUGCUGGUGCAGUUUGACCUCCAGAGGCCUUUGAGGACGCACCCACGGGGACCCUGUUCUGCAUUGAGAUUGUAUUUUAUUAAAUCAUCAAGGAUGUACAGUAGUUAACGACAACCUAGACACACACACACACACUUACAACCAUGUAUUGUUUGCUUGGUUUCACUUGUAUUUAAGGAUGAGAAGCUUUCGGUUUCUGUCUGCGUGGCGAGACAUGCUGGAACCAAAAAAAGUUAAUUUGCUGGUCAUUGUGUAUUAAGAAAGGUGUUGUCCAUCUCAUGUUUUAGCUAUCCUACGCCACACUCGUAACACAACGGCCGCGCAAGCUUGUUGACAGUCAUCUUACAUAAGAAGCGUGGCGUGAGUGUAUAGUAUUAACAUGUUGUGCAAUGCUUUAUCCAAAUCUAAUUAGUUUUUUAUCAUUAUGUGCUCAAGUGCCAUUAAGAUGCUAGUGUACAGCUGUGUUCACUUUUAUUUUGGACAAUACUUACAAAUAUGCAGAGCUUUCCAGGCGGCUUAAUUUCUUGCAAAUGUCAUUUGGAGAAAUAUCCAUAGGGUCUUUAGUAUAUAUUUUUGUAAAAUGUACUGGUUGCCACAAUUGCACUUAGUAAACCAAGGUGGUGUUUACAACAAAUGUAAAAAAGGAUUUUACGCUAUAAAAAAACAAACAAACAAAAAACACUGUAUGACUUUAAAGGGCUUUGAUGUGUUAAGUGAGUACAGAGAGAUUUUCUUCCUCAGUUUUUUUUUUUUUGGGUGCACAUCAAGAGCGGUGACAUAUUUUAGAUAUGGGAACACUAAUGAAUCUAAUAAUCAAUAGAUGUGUAUUUUCCAAACCAUUUGUGCCUAAAAGGAAUUAAAAACACAUGGGCUACUUUGAUGAGUGGGCUAAAUACUGCUAAGAACAUCUUUCAUUAAAAAUUUUUUUUCUUAACGUGCAAGGGAUCCGUGUGUGUGUGGGUGUGUCAAACCUGAACAGGAACAAAAACUCCUGACUUGGUGGUUUUUCACUUUGCAGAACGGUAUAGCAGCCCACUUCCUGUUCACUUUGGGGGGCUUACACACAUUAUCUAUUUUGCUAAAACCAUUGAAUGUCUACCAAUAUAUUUUAGCAUCCCGAAUGACUGAUAGUGAAGCAAUGAGUGGGUUUGUUUCAAUCAGAAAGUGAUAAAACAAAUAAAGACAAUUCACUGAUUAAUUAAAA
Molecule: messenger RNA, 4219 nt
Organism: Phyllopteryx taeniolatus (common seadragon)
Lineage: Eukaryota; Metazoa; Chordata; Actinopteri; Syngnathiformes; Syngnathidae
Gene: cast
Product: calpastatin
Exons: 33
Coding region: 204-2999 (931 amino acids)
Cellular component (GO): cytoplasm
Molecular function (GO): calcium-dependent cysteine-type endopeptidase inhibitor activity
Source: RefSeq, a predicted model, not a curated record